This is a messenger RNA of Fundulus heteroclitus (mummichog), 2231 nucleotides long. RefSeq names its product thymine DNA glycosylase, tandem duplicate 1 (gene tdg.1). Gene Ontology annotation, molecular function: mismatch base pair DNA N-glycosylase activity. Gene Ontology annotation, cellular component: nucleus. Gene Ontology annotation, biological process: base-excision repair, AP site formation. Bases 170 to 1558 code for a protein of 462 amino acids. NCBI's taxonomy places the organism in Eukaryota, Metazoa, Chordata, Actinopteri, Cyprinodontiformes, Fundulidae. The record is from RefSeq and is a predicted model, not a curated record. The transcript has 11 exons.
AUGAGCUCUUCCCAUGUCAAAGUUGACCGGUUGGCUUGUCAUGUCUUUGUUGCUUCUGUAGCGCCGCAGAAACUGUGAAUUCAUGUGUGGAGCCGAUGGAAAAUAAGCCGCUACUGUCACACGAGAGGAAAGCUUAAACCUUACCCGCACAAGUCCAAAGACCCUAAAGAUGGAAGAAAAGCUGAACGGAUCUCUGCCUGUUGUCUCCCCGGAGUAUCUUCAUCAGUGGGUUCGGUCCGCCCAGCAGUUCCAGGCUCUCCAGGCCCAGUACGCCAGCCUCAACCCUCAGCAUCAGUUUCACUACCCAGAGAAUCCGCCUGCAGAGGCAGCCGUGGCACACAUGGCCGCCCCAGAACCCACGACGGAGCAGAUGGCGCCGGCUGACCUCACCAAACCUCCAGCUAAAAAGAGAGGGAGACCAGCCCAACCCAAGGAACCAGGCGUACCGAAGCCUCCCAAAGUCCCCAAAGUCCCUAAAGUCCCCAAAGUCCCCAAAGCACCAAAACCCCCUAAACCCCCCAAGGACCCGAAUGCACCUAAAGCUAAGCCAGGUCCAAAACCCAAGAAGGCCGCUGAGGCUCAGGGUGAGGGAAAGCAGGAGAAGAUUGAUGAGAGCUUCAAGAAGGUGAAAAGGAAAGUGGACCGCUUCAAAGGGAUGACGGAGGAGGAGGUCAUGAAGAAGACGUUGCCCGACCUGCUGGAUUACAACCUGGACUAUGUCAUUAUUGGUAUAAAUCCAGGACUCAUGGCAGCUUUUAUCGGCCGGUGGUUUCCAGGUCCUGGGAAUCAUUUUUGGAAAUGUUUGUAUCUGUCUGGAUUUACAGAGGAGCAACUGAACCACAUGCAUGACACAACACUGCCUGUUAAAUACAAAAUGGGCUUCACCAAUAUGGUAUCCAGGGCCACACCAGGGAGCAAAGACCUCUCCAGUAAAGAAUUGCGAGAAGGCGGCAAAAUUCUUGUGGAGAAGUUAAAGAAGUACAGACCCCUCAUUGCUGUGUUCAACGGGAAAUGUAUCUAUGAAAUGUUCUGCAGGGAGCUGUUUGGCAAAAAGCCGCAAAAGCUUGAAUUUGGUUUGCAGCCGCACAAGAUCCCAGAAUGUGACGUGGCCUUGUACCUGAUGCCUUCCUCCAGCGCUCGUUGUGCCCAGUUUCCUCGAGCUCAGGACAAGGUUCACUUCUACAUCAAACUGAGAGAGCUCAGAGAUCACCUGAAGGGCAUCCGCAAAGCCACUGAGAUCGAGGAGGUCAACUACACAUUUGAUCUGAAGUUAGCUAAGGAGGAUGCCAAGAGGUUAGCAAUAAAGGAGGAGCAGUACGACCCGGGAUACGAAGACGCCUACGGCGGAGCGUAUGUGGCGGGAGGCGCUGAAGGAGGCCAGCCUGAAAGCCAGACCAACGGCCACUGUACGUUCACCUCUACCCCAGCCUCAGAAGGAGCACAAGAGGCGAGCACGUCCCAGUCAGAGGGCCAGCUCCCAGACGGACAGUGGAUGACCCAGUCGUUUGCUGAUCAGAUUCCUACCAUAGGCAGCGGACCGAACGACGGCAGCGUGUGAGGAGGACAAGAAGAGCCCUCGUAGGCUUCCAGAGACACCAGCUAACUCACUUUUUAGACCUCAGUUAGUUAGAUCUUAAAUGUUUCCUUUUUAGCAAGGUGCAUUAUAUACACUUUUAGGAGUUUUUUUUUUUUUUUUAAAUGGCAGAAUGUUUCUUCUGCCCGGUUUAUUUUUGUUUGUUUUUUUACAUAUAUGAUGGUCUUCACUGCAGGCUGUUUAAAUAUGUGAUAUCAGGGACAUGACUCACUGUCUUUGAAGAAAUGUGUGUAUUUAAGCAUUUGUUUUUAUCUCUGUGAACUGCACUGUGCUGCAGUUGAAUCAACAUUAUAGUCUACUGUUUAACAGUAGACCAAACAGGUGACCUUGAAGCUUGACUUCUCUGUGUGAGGCGGUGCAAUCCUCUGCAGGGAGGGAGGAUGGACUCAGCAUCACUGCUGCAUUUAUGGUGCUAUGAACUGAUGAAAUGCAAAAUUCUGACUUGUUAAAACCGCACACAUCAAUGCCGUGGGUCCCACAGCUGGACCUCACGAGCCUUUUAAUGUUACACAGCUUAUAAUGGUUUUCAUUAUUCGUUUUUUUCUUUAGAUGCUUUAGCAUUAUGGCGUUUAUUAAAUUUCCAUGUCACUGAAUUAUAUGAAACAUUUCUUGAUUAAAAUGUUAUUCUUCUGCCCCA